Molecule: messenger RNA, 4725 nt
Organism: Menidia menidia (Atlantic silverside)
Lineage: Eukaryota; Metazoa; Chordata; Actinopteri; Atheriniformes; Atherinopsidae
Source: the annotation of a GenBank genome assembly
UUUACUUGAACGCACCAUGACACUGGCAGCUAGCCUAGCUGGGCUAACUUGGCUAAUCUGAUUUAUCGUCUCAGUUAAGCGCACGAAACGUUAGCCAGGAUUACCAAUUGUAGUUUUCUAUAUUUUGCUUUUAGUGGAAUAUCUGUCCACGCCAACAUAAAUCCCAUUUCGAAAAUGGCAUCACUUGGAGAGCCUGUUCGACUGGAAAGAGACAUCAACCGUGCUAUUGAGCUGCUGGAUAAGCUGCAGAGGACAGGAGAAGUUCCUCCUCAGAAGCUGCAGGCACUGCAGAGAGUCUUACAGAGUGAAUUCUGUAAUGCUGUCAGAGAGGUUUACGAACAUGUGUAUGAAACUGUGGACAUCAACAGCAGUCCUGAGGUCAGGGCCAAUGCUACAGCCAAGGCCACAGUGGCAGCUUUUGCAGCAAGUGAGGGACACUCACAUCCACGUGUUGUGGAGCUGCCCAAGACGGAAGAAGGCCUGGGUUUCAAUAUCAUGGGUGGAAAGGAGCAAAACUCUCCUAUUUACAUCUCACGGAUCAUCCCAGGAGGCAUCGCUGACCGGCAUGGAGGUCUGAAAAGAGGAGACCAGCUGCUCUCUGUUAACGGGGUGAGCGUGGAAGGGGAGCACCACGAGAAAGCUGUGGAACUCCUCAAAGCAGCUCAGGGCACAGUAAAGCUGGUAGUAAGGUACACCCCCAAAGUCCUAGAGGAGAUGGAGUCACGCUUUGAGAAAAUGAGGUCGGCAAAGCGCCGGCAACAGAACAACUAUCCUCAGUAGGAUUUCGUUUUUUCUUUUUUUCCCUUGUUUUUUUUUAUGUCAGUUCCCAGCUCCCUCCUCUAUCGGGCCAUCUGUUCUGGUCUCUUUCUUAUCUCCCUGCCCCGUCCUAAAAAACAAAAUUAAAAAAAAGGACCAAUUGUAGUUCUUGAUCCUACUUAAACAUACUGUAUAUUGUGCUGUUAACCUGUUCUGUAGCAUUUUUAAUAUUCACCAUUGUUACUGUAACAGACACUAAACUCUAGAUUAACACUAGAAGGAUUAUGAUUGUCAAUGUGAGUCUCACCUUGUGCAUUACUUUUGAAUUGACAAUUUGAAUGCAACUUUGAGUACUUUUGUGACAAAAUGUAUGACUCCUAUGACAAGAAAGGUAGUGUAUUUAUUAGUUUUAUCACAUCCACUACCAAGUGCCUCAGGGCAAACUCAUUGAUCUUAUGUACUGUGUCAACUGACCUUAUUUUAUUUUUAUGGUUUAAAGUUGCUUACUGAUUAUUAAAUGCUUCUAUCAGGAAUAACUCAAUGCUCUGCAUCUGUUAGUCUCAGUGUUUUGUUUUUAGAUUUAGAUCUAUGAAAUUGAUAGGUAAAUCUCUUUAAAUGUGCAAGCUUCAAAAGGUGCAGUCCGUUUUUUACCACGACAGACGUGUAAAUUAGGAGUUUUUGGAAGAUUUGAGGACAGUUUAAACAAAUCAGAAAGGGACAAGAUGCCCAAAAAUAUGCAAAACUACUUUAAGGUCACUUCAAAACUGGAAUUGAGUUAAUUCCAUGGGUCUUCUCUUGGUUUAGGCUCUUUAUUUUGAGCUUUACAUCCUGCUAUGCUGCAGAAAACCCUGCAGAGGAUGUAAAUAAUGGAAAAAGCAGGAAUAAAACCUAUCCCACCACAGAGAUUCACAUUGCUUAAAGUUUCAUUUAGAAGUGUACACUCAUUCAUCGUAAACUUGAUUACGAUCAUGAUUAUUUUCAAUUAAAGAUAAAAAGUUUGAAAUUUGAAAUUUAAUUUUUGGGUUUCUGAAAUCAAGUCAGAAUUUUAAAAAAUCACCAUGCAAAUCAAACACUUUGAAAAAAAAAAAACUUCUGGUAUGACUUCUUUGCACAUACUAGGACUUUAUAGAACAGGUGUCUAAUGGUUAUGCCGUAAAUUCUUUGCCUUUGCAUGGCUUUUGUGUGUAUUUUACCAUCUUUUAACUGACAGGCAAUGACCACACAGGUGCUACAGUGAUUGAAAUAGCCGUCUACCUGUGAAAUGCUCCGUCUAAAGAACUUAAAUAAGCCAACACACUUGAGGGAUUUUGAGCAAUAAUUUAAACCCGAUCUUUAUGUCACAGUUGUUCCUCUUGUCAUGCUUACAAACGUAUUUUUCACCAUUAAACUACAAAAAUCAAGUGUUUUUAUGUAAUUUACUAAUUGCAUGGCAUGUUGUAAUGAAAAGAAAAAACAAACAUGAUCAUUUUUUUCUGAUUGCUGCCAAACAAACCAGUUUAUUUUCACAUGCAUUUGAAAAGGGGAUCAUGUCAAAGCAGUUACAAAGCUUCCCACAUUUUCAUGGCCACACUAAAUAUUCUAUAUUUCUAAAGAGCUUGCAUGUCUGGCUGUCCAAAUAAAAAUACACAAAAUAUACAGAAUUACCUGACUAAGAAGCUUUCAUUUGGUUCGUAGGCAUACAUACAAGGGUGCAAGUUUACUUUGUCCAAAUGACCAUGUAUUUGAAGACUUCUGUGGUUGACUGGUGAAGGGGGUUGUCUGAUUAUUAAAUGUAUUUUGUUAGAACCUUGAUCAUCUAAAUGUUUGACUUUGAUCUCCAAAUUUUAAAAAGUAUUUUUGAGACUUUUAUUUAUUUUUUUGGUUUGUUUUCCAGAUGUGUAAUAUUUUGUGUGUGUAGCAUGCUGUAAAUGUAAGGCACACUAAGCCAUACUAAUGUUUGGUCUCAGAUCAGCUCCAGAACUAAAUCUAGAGGAAGGAGAAAUCAGAUGAUGGCUGUCUCUUACGUCUCUUUUUUCCUCUGAUCUUAAGUCGUUCUUCAGAGGUGAGUCCCAAGAAGCACUUUCAGGUUUUGUCACGAGUAGUGGUCCUGUUAAAUGUCCCACAGCUCUUGCACGUGUACUAGACGGGUCCAACAGCCUUCUUAAACACAGGAUCCUUAUUUUUGCCGCUGAAUGUGCAUCCUUCAUACACCCUCUCUUUACGUACUCAGGAAGGGCGACAGCUUCUGACACCAGCUGUCUCAGUGGGUUGUUCAAAGAUUAUUCUAAAGCAUUCAAGUGUUGGAUUAAAAAGGAAAGAGAAAUGUCUGUCAAAUGUUGCUAGGGUUGAGCAAGAGUGUUUAUCCGAAAUCAUGUUUACUUCUUUAUAUCCCCUGUUAUUGGAUGUAAAUUAGAUGCUUUCAGUGGUUUCCAUCUCCUUUAUGCAUCGAUCAAAAGCCAGCAUGCACAUACACUCCAGUCAGAUUGACAUUGAAGACUACUAUCCUACAAGUCUGUGGAAUGUUUGACCUUUUGGGGGUUUUUUUAGGUGUGUGUCACCUUACGGUACAUGAGGACCAUGAGGCUCGCUUCCAUGUAGUGGGGGUGCAAGAAACUGCUGAAGUGUGAGAAAAAAUCUAAAAUGAAACACAGAACCUUGAUGCAAAACAAUUAUCUAUGCAAAGUGAUCCACGAACUUUAAAAAAAAUCACCUGUUUUGGUACAACACACUUGGCAUUUUUCUGAUGAAUGUUAAUGAUGAGGAUGAUGACAAAUCGGCCUGAACAAAUUUUGGGCCCCACCACACUCUGAUAAAAAAACAAAACUAGUCAUUUUCAGAGUUUAUAACCAGAUAGUCUCGUGCUGGUCGGCAUCAAGGAGGCGCAAAAAAAAAAAUCUAUCCGUGAUAUUUAGCUGGCAAUCUAAUGAUCAAAAAAAGAACAGGCAGCCACAUGUUGUGUUGUGGCUUUUCAAGUAAACAUAGAUAAGCUGCAUGUAACCAUUAUUAAUGUUUUGGAGAGUAUUUGUAAGAUCGGUCUUUCCUGUUGCAUCUUAAAAUGCAGGUGGAUGUAUGUAAUAUUUGACUGUACAGCCAAAUAAUGCAUUUGGGACGGUAUAAAAACAAAUGAUCGACACUUGAAUAUGCUCAUACCCACGUAGAUAUUUAGGGUUUGCUUUUAGAUUAUUUAUUCAGAAUUCACACACAUGAAUGUUUUACUGUAUCCAUACUGCUAAUGCUAAAUGUCAUUUUCUGUCAUCAAACAUGCUCAUUCUAAGAGAUCAUUCUAUGGGCCACAUGAGGCAAAGAGAUGGCCGGGUGUACAUAUAAGUCUCGAAAACAUGGAAAAUAUGUCCCUUGUUUUUUUCCAACAGCAGCUUACUCCAUUCACUCCUCAAAUAUUUAUAUAUCGCAAAUGAGAAACAAAAUGUAAUGAGAUCUGGUGUUAAAAUUGCACAGUCACAACUCUCUCUGAAUGUCACUGAUAUCUGUCUAAUUUAGGAAGCUCCCUGCAACUUUUUAUCCAUUUUCUGGUCUGUACAUCAGAAAAGUCAAUAGAAUAAUUUUUAUAAUGGUUUUCUUUUGAUAUUUUUCUCAAUUUUUAUAAGUAAUUUUCCUAAAAUAAGAUAUCAGGAAUGGUAGGUACUUCUAUUUUGACUGUGUAUGACCAGGGCCACAUCAGCUCACCUUUUCUGGAAAGCAGUGCUGAUUGGAGGAUCAACCCUCCAGAUCAGCUUUGCUUCUCUGGGCUCUGAACUGAUUGUUCUUUUCUUUAUAGGACCAAUACCAAACGUGCAACAUUUGUUAAAACUUUUUAUAAUGUUUUGAGAUGUCUUAGUGGUUAUCUGGUAGUGAUGCCUGUAGAUGUUGUGUUAUCUUGUGCUGUUUCCUUGUUAUCUAAUUUGUUGUGUUGCAUUGAUGUAGGAUGUAAAAUGUGAUGUAGAACAUAACAUCAGCUGGACUAGAAGCCCAAUAAAUCAUGCUUACAUCUAU